Messenger RNA from Clavispora lusitaniae ATCC 42720, 4251 nucleotides. Its product is annotated as ABC transporter transmembrane region family protein. Gene Ontology annotation, cellular component: plasma membrane. Gene Ontology annotation, biological process: transmembrane transport. NCBI's taxonomy places the organism in Eukaryota, Fungi, Ascomycota, Pichiomycetes, Serinales, Metschnikowiaceae. The record is from RefSeq and is a predicted model, not a curated record. Gene Ontology annotation, molecular function: ATP binding; ATP hydrolysis activity; ABC-type xenobiotic transporter activity.
AUGUCAGAGCACCGUCUACAGAGGAGGCUCUUGACUCCCUUCUUGCUGAAAAAAGUUCCUCCUAUCCCGGAAGAAGAUGAACGAAUAGUCUACCCCAAGCGGCCCAAUAUCUUUUCCAUCAUGUUUUUCUGGUGGCUAGGUCCUGUCAUGCGGGCCGGGUACAAGCGUACUUUGACGGCGCAAGAUUUGUACAAGCUCAACGAUGAUAUCAAGGUUGAAUCCAUGACCCGCCGAUUCGAGCAAUACUUUCAAAACAGCUUGAACAAGGCCAUGGCCGCCCAUGUCCGGGCCAAGAUGAAGGCGCGUGGUGAAACUGCCGAAACAAACACGGUGGAUUUCGAAAAGGACAUGGAAGACUUCAAAGUGCCCAAGAUGAUCAUCGUUCGGGCCAUUGCCCGAACCUUCACGUUCCAGUACGGAAUGGCUUGUCUUAUGAUGGCUUUGGGCAGCACAGGAAACAGCACAACUCCUUUGCUUACAAAAAAAUUGAUUCGUUUUGUCGAAUUGAGAACCCUCGGGUUGGAAAAACACAUGAAUGCCGGAAUCGGCUAUGCCAUUGGCUCCAGUAUCAUGGUUUUGGUCAAUGGUCUUUUCGUUAACCACGCAUUCCAUCUUUCUAUGCUCACAGGUGCCCAAGUCAAGGCGGCCCUUACGAAAGCUUUACUCGACAAAUCUUUCCGUCUAAGUGACGCUUCAAAGCAUGAGUUUCCUACAUCGAAAAUCACCUCCAUGAUGGGAGCAGACUUGGCGAGAAUUGACUUUGCUCUUGGUUUCCAGCCGUUUUUGAUCACUUUCCCAGUGCCAAUCGCCAUUUCUAUUGGUAUCUUGUGCCAUAACAUUGGUGCGCCAGCAAUGGUUGGUGUGGGCUUAAUUAUUGUUUUCAUGGUUCUCACCAUGUUUGUCACGGGAAAGUUAUUUGCAUAUCGUAAAACAGCUAAUGUUUUCACCGAUGCAAGAGUCAACUACGUGAAGGAAGUCUUGAACAACUUAAAAGUGAUCAAAUUCUACUCGUGGGAAGUCCCUUACUCCAAAAUUAUUACCGAAAACAGAAACAAAGAAAUGAACAUUGUCUACAUUAUGCAAGUGGCCAGGAACAUCAUUACAUCUCUAGGCAUGUCCUUGACUCUAUUUUCCUCCUUGGUGGCUUUCUUGGUGUUGUACGCCAUCCAAGGUUCUACAAAAGAUCCAGCCAGCAUUUUCUCUUCCAUUUCCUUAUUCAGUGCUUUGGCGCUGCAGGUUUUCAUGAUCCCACUAGCAUUAGCAUCUGGUUCGGAUGCUCUCAUUGGUGUCACUAGAAUUGGCGAGUUUUUAGCCGCUGAAGAAAUCAACCCAAGACUGGCUAGAAUCACUGCAUCUGAAAAGACAAAAUCCGACAUGGAAGCUAACAAGUUGGCACUCAGUAUCAAAAAUGCAUCUUUCAAAUGGGAAACAUUUGGCGAGCAAGCAUCACACACUAAUAAUACUCAUACAUUAUCCGAGAAAGAAAAUUUUACUGCUUCCGAGAAGGAGCUCUACAAUAAGCUCGAGAAGCACAUGACAAAUAAGCUGAUUUCCACCAUUAGCCAUGAGUCAGCAAGUUCCCCAGACCAUGGGCCAUUUUCGGAUUCCAGCUCCCUCGCAGAACAGAAUUUCCCUGGUUUGGAGUCGAUCGAUUUAGAUGUGAAAAAGGGAGAGUUUGUUGUCAUUACAGGUCUUAUUGGUUCUGGUAAGACAUCUUUGUUGAAUGCCAUUGCUGGAUUUAUGAAAAGAGUGUCUGGCUCUGUGGAUGUCAACGGCUCCUUAUUGCUCUGUGACCAACCAUGGAUCCAAAAUGCUACUGUCCGCGAAAAUAUUCUAUUCGGUUUGCCUAUGGAUGAUGCAAAAUACAAAAAUGUUGUCUAUGCUUGCUCCCUCGAAAGUGAUUUGGAAAUCUUACCCGCAGGUGACCUCACGGAAAUUGGCGAGAGGGGUAUCACCUUGUCUGGUGGCCAGAAAGCCCGUAUCAAUCUUGCUAGAGCUGUGUAUGCGGAUAUGGACAUCAUCUUAUUGGACGAUGUUUUGAGUGCUGUGGAUGCUCGUGUGGGGAAACAUAUCAUGGCCCAAUGUAUCAUGGGCAUUUUGAAGGACAAGACGAGAAUCUUGGCCACACAUCAAUUGUCUUUGAUUGGAUCUGCUGAUCGCAUUGUCUUUUUGAAUGGUAAUGGUUCUAUAUCUGUUGGUACAUUUGAAGAAUUGAAGUCAAAAAAUGAAGCUUUCAGUCAUUUGAUGGCCUUCAAUGCAGACAGCCAUGACUCAGAGGAUGAAAAAGAAGAAGAAGUUGAAGAUGAAGAAGAAAGAGAAGCUGUUAAAGAAUUGGUUGAGCGCCAGGUGACUAGAUAUAAAUCUAGAGCAGAUGAGGAAGAAAUCCGCCAUGAUUAUGAGGCAAAUGCUGACAAGGACGGGCGUUUGAUUGAUGAUGAAGAAAAAGCGGAGAAUGGAAUCAAGUUUGAAGUUUACAAGAACUAUCUUUCUAUUGGUUCUGGUAUUUUCAAGCAUUAUUCAUCUGUUCCAAUUGUGAUCGUUUUGAUUGCUCUUUCUGUUUUCUGUCAGUUGUUCACCAACACCUGGCUUUCUUUCUGGUCGGAAAAGAAGUUUGCUCAUAAAUCUAAUGGUUUCUAUAUCGGCUUCUAUGUCAUGUUCACAUUCCUUGCGGCGAUUUUCCUCACAUUGGAAUUUGUUCUUCUCGCUUACUUGACCAAUAAUGCUUCCACCAAGUUGAACUUGAUGGCUGUCCAGAAAGUUUUAAGAGCACCAAUGUCGUACAUGGAUGUGACGCCUAUGGGCAGAAUUCUUAAUCGUUUCACUAAGGAUACAGAUACAUUGGACAACGAAAUCGGUAAUCAAAUCAGAAUGUUGACUUAUUUCUUCUCUAACAUCGUUGGUGUUCUUGUUUUGUGUGUCAUUUAUCUUCCAUGGUUUGCCAUUGCCAUUCCAUUUUUGGGUUUCAUUUUUGUUGCCAUUGGAAAUUUCUACCAGGCAUCUGCUAGAGAGAUCAAGAGAUUGGAGGCAGUUCAAAGAUCGUUUGUCUACAACAACUUCAAUGAAACAUUGAGCGGAAUGAAAACGAUCAAAGCUUACCAGGCUGAAGAAAGAUUUUUGGAGAAGAACGACACUUAUGUGAACAACAUGAACGAAGCAUACUAUAUCACCAUUGCUAAUCAGAGAUGGUUAUCUAUCCAUCUUGAUUUUGUCGCUGCGGGAUUUGCUUUGAUCAUUUGUUUCCUCUGUGUUUUCCGUGUUUUCAAGAUUAGUGCUGCAUCAGUUGGUUUGUUGUUGUCCUAUGUUUUGCAAAUCGCUGGUCAGUUGUCUAUGUUGGUCAGAACAUAUACCCAGGUGGAAAAUGAAAUGAACUCGGUCGAAAGAAUAUGUGAAUACGCACUUUACUUGCCAGAGGAGGCUCCUUACAAUAUCAGUGAGACUAAACCUGCUGACUCUUGGCCGGAGCAUGGUGCUGUUCGUUUCGAAAAUGUAUCUUUGGCUUACAGACCUGGUUUGCCUUUGGUGUUGAAAAAUUUGAGUGCUGAUAUCAAGCCCAAAGAAAAAAUAGGUAUUUGUGGCCGUACAGGUGCCGGAAAGUCAUCCAUCAUGACAGCAUUAUACAGAUUAUCAGAGUUGAAUGGCGGUAAAAUUGAAAUCGACGGUGUUGACAUUUCGAAACUUGGCUUGAAUGAUUUGAGAUCCAAAUUGUCAAUUAUCCCACAAGAUCCAGUGUUGUUCCGUGGUACGAUACGGAAAAACUUGGAUCCAUUCAACCUCAGUUCAGAGGAUGUUUUGUGGAGCGCCUUGAGAAGAGCUGGGUUGAUUGAAGAGUCAAAGUUGGAGUUUGUAAAGACCCAGAAACCCGACGCAGAGAAUUUGCACAAAUUCCAUUUGGAUAGAGAAGUCGAAGAUGAAGGUUCCAACUUCUCCUUGGGAGAACGACAAUUGAUUUCUUUCGCAAGAGCCAUGGUGAGAGACUCAAAGAUUUUGAUUUUAGAUGAGGCUACCUCUUCUGUGGAUUAUGAAACAGACUCAAAGAUCCAAAGCACAAUUGUCAGAGAGUUUGGCAACUGUACGAUUUUGUGUAUUGCCCACCGUUUACGGACUAUCUUAAAUUACGACAGAAUCUUGGUUUUGGACAGAGGUGAAAUCAAGGAGUUUGAUACUCCUUGGAAUUUGUUCCAGUCUGAAGAUGGCAUAUUCAAACAAAUGUGCGAAAGAUCGAACAUCACGAAGGAUGAUUUUAAGCAUUAA